UGGCCAACCCAAUAAAUAGGUCAUUUUUCAUUAUUGUUAUUUAUACAUUUGUAAAAAUAUUUCUGCGUCGUGUAACCCUAUUAUUAAUACUUCUUGUAGAUAAUAAUUACAAACUGUCGAAAUAUGAAUUAUCCACGGGGAGGUUUCUGCCGGGGACAGACCUAACGGAACAGAGGAUAACAGAAGGGGGUUGCGAUGCGUGCACAUCGUCCUGUCUCUGCAUCGUGGGCGGGAAUGGACGCAGUUCGCCCAGUCGCCUUGGUACAGGUACCUCCAUUGAUCGAAUCGGGGGAGGCAGCGACCGCCCGUUACGGUAAACCAGCAUGCAGGAGAGAGGGGCUCAACACGAAAGCCGAAGAUCCAAGAGAGGCUCGCGAGCGAACAAAACCAUCGAGGACUUGCCAUCGGCUACAUCGUUGUCAGUGGAAGUAUCUGCCUGGCCGAUCAAUAAUCUCCUGGGAAUAUCCGUUCCCCUAUCGGGCCUGCCGCGUUACCCAGGUGGCCAGCUACCCCGUUGACGGUGGUGGUAACAGCAGCACAGCACCCAGCGCUAGUAUCAGCGACCAGCAGCGCAGCCAGCACCUGCCGCCUUCCCCGUGUCAGGUUUGCACGGUGUCCAUUCGUUUCAGUUCCCCCGAAUUCACACUCGACUCCAAACGCAUCUAUGACAAUAGUCUUCGUCGUAAGUAUCGGCCUAUCCAGACAUCCAUUAACGCUCACGCUUGCGUCACCGGCAAGCCGAUCAACCAGGGCGGUAUUCACGGUCGCAUUUCCGCGACAGGGCGUGGAGUGUUUCACGGAUUGGAGAACUUCAUCAAUGAGGCCAAUUACAUGAGCAUGAUCGGUACAACACCUGGCUGGGGAGGCAAGACGUUUAUUGUCCAAGGUUUUGGUAACGUAGGCCUGCACUCGAUGCGCUACUUACACCGGGCGGGUGCUGCUUGCAUAGGCGUGAUUGAGCACGACGGCUCCAUUUACAAUUCAGAGGGCAUCGACCCGAAGGAAUUGGAAGAGUAUCGCAUAGAGAACGGCACCAUCGUUGGUUUUCCGGGCGCCAAACCGUACGAAGGCGAGAAUCUCAUGUACGAGCCGUGCGAUAUAUUUAUACCGGCCGCUAUAGAGAAAGUAAUUAACAAAGACAACGCAGGACGUAUCCAGGCGAAAAUUAUCGCGGAGGCUGCUAAUGGACCGACCACCCCCGCAGCGGAUAAAAUCCUGAUCGACAGGAACAUUCUCGUAAUCCCGGACCUGUACAUUAACGCCGGUGGUGUCACAGUCUCGUUCUUCGAGUGGUUAAAAAACCUGAACCAUGUGUCGUACGGCCGCUUGACCUUCAAGUACGAAAGGGAGUCCAAUUAUCAUCUUUUAGAAUCGGUACAGGAGUCUCUGGAACGUAGGUUCGGUCGCGUUGGUGGCCGCAUACCCGUCACACCGUCCGAGGCCUUCCAGAAACGUAUAUCUGGCGCUUCCGAAAAGGACAUCGUUCAUUCUGGUCUAGAUUACACGAUGGAGAGAUCAGCUAGGGCUAUCAUGAAAACUGCCAUGAGAUUUAAUCUCGGACUCGACCUGAGGACAGCCGCGUACGCCAACUCGAUUGAGAAGAUAUUCACUACUUACUCCGAGGCUGGUCUCGCUUUCUAAAUUAUUUUAGUCGCAAGAUUAUAUUCUACGAAUUACGAUAAAAGACGAAGUCAGUUUUUACGAUUUUACGCGAGCAAGCAAGGAGCGACUCCGUGCAUCAUCCAGCGCAUAUUUAGAACUAUACCUGACGACCGUACCAAAUCUCGCAAGUGAGCAGAAAGAUUACGCGACGUCGCGGAGGUGUGUUCCAGUGUUGUCUUACUUCUCAGAUUCUAUUUACCGUAACAAUUUCUGCCUAGUUAUGUAUAGAAAAAGUCACGUAAAGCGGAUGUCACGAAACUGUCGAGUCGAGUUCGAACGCUACGAGACACCCAAACAUCCAGGAAGAAACGAGACACCGAUCUGCUCCUGCAUAAGAUCGAUAUUACGACCGGGCCAGUGCAUUUUGAUAUUUCACUUUUUAUGCAUACGAUACGGAAGAUCGACGGGAUAUCGUGACACAGAGUCAUCCUCGAGGACCUUCUGGGCGACCAGAAUUUUUGCAUCGCACGCAAUCUGUCAUUUUUCUGCAACUACGUAUGAUUCUAAUGAUAUUGCUGAUGCCGCGUUGACAAGAAGGAAAACAUUUCGCAAUCUUAUCGUUCGCGAUAAAGAGCUCGGCUCGUCGCAAAACGUUGAUAACGCGCGCGUCUGGGCUGGACGGAUACGCGAGCCAACGUUGCGGGAGCGUUGCGUAGGCGCGGGAAGAAGGCUCGUUAAUAAAGACAUACUCCUGAUACUUUCGAACCGGAAAGUGCACACUUUUAUUUCAUAGAUAUUACCGAUUUUAUUUUAGAGACUCGUAGAUUUUAAUCUGUUGUUCUGUAACACGAUCGUGUGCUACGCAAGUAAUGAAAGUGAUAUUUGAUACAUCAGAUGCAUUUUAAUAGGUGCCAUCGCAGCAAUAUACAGUACUUAUCGAUUAUACCUCUAAAAACCGUAAGAAUAAACGAAUCGAUACGUUAUGAGCAGUGUUGUCUCGU
Molecule: messenger RNA, 2603 nt
Organism: Ooceraea biroi (clonal raider ant)
Lineage: Eukaryota; Metazoa; Arthropoda; Insecta; Hymenoptera; Formicidae
Product: glutamate dehydrogenase, mitochondrial
Biological process (GO): L-glutamate catabolic process
Cellular component (GO): mitochondrion
Molecular function (GO): L-glutamate dehydrogenase (NAD+) activity
Source: RefSeq, a predicted model, not a curated record